AUUAUUUUCCCAAUCCAGCUAGUAAUCAAUAUUUCCCGGUCAGUUUUUGUCUUUGUCAACGGCCGGCCGGCCGGCCGAUGUACAGUAUCUUCAGUCCGACAAUAUCGAGAUUCGCAGUGAUGUUGUCACUGAAUAGAAGAACGAAUUCAAACACACCCAAUGAGCCCCUUUUACACACACAAGACACAGACUCGGAGGAAAAGGAAGAAUCAAAAGCAGAAAAUUUGGUGAAAAGAGCAUGCCAAGAAUCAAAGAUGAUAUGGGAAAUAGCAGGACCCUCUAUUUUCAAUCGAUUGACCAUGUUUUCUCUCACUGUUAUCAGUCAAUCCUUCGCCGGACACUUGGGUAACCGUGACCUCGCCGCCAUUUCCAUUGCCACCACAUUCUUCAUCUCCAUUACCUUCGGAUUCUUGCUGGGAAUGGCAAGUGCAUUGGAGACAUUGUGUGGACAGGCUUAUGGGGCAAAGCAAUACACUUUGCUGGGUGUAUACUUGCAGCGUUCUUUGGUCGUAUUGUUCCUUAGCUCUCUAGUACUGUUGCCUCUUUUUGUGUUUGCCGAGCCUAUAUUGGAGUUUCUGGGGCAGCCAGAAGCAGUGGCUAAAUUGACUGGAAAGGUUGCAAUUUGGCUGAUACCUAUGCACUUGAGCUUUCCUUUCCAAUUUACGUUGUUAAGGUUCCUGCAGUGCCAGCUAAAAACAGUGGUAAUUGCUUGGGUUUCUGCUGGGACACUUGCUCUUCAUGUGGUUUUGUGUUGGAUUUUUCUUUAUAAAUUGGGAUUUGGAAUUGUUGGGACUGCCCUUAUUCUUGAUAUCUCUUGGUGGAUUUCUGUGUUGGGGCUUCUUGGUUACAUUGUUUUCGGUGGGUGCCCUCAUUCUUGGACUGGUUUCUCUAUGCAAGCGUUUGUUGGCCUUUGGGAUUUUCUCAAGCUCGCUGUCGCUUCUGGGGUGAUGCUACUGUUGGAGAAUAUUUAUUUUAGAGUGCUAGUUAUUGUGUCUGGGCACAUGAACAAUACUGAGGUUGCAGUCGAUGCGCUCUCUAUCUGUAUUACUAUCAUUGGAUGGGAAUCCAUGAUUCCACUAGGAUUUUUGGCAGCAACAGGGGUACGAGUUGCAAAUGAGCUUGGAGCUGGAAACGGAAACCGUGCAAAGUUUGCCACGAAAGUUGCAUUGUUGAACACUUUAGCAUUGGGAAUUUUGUUUUGGUCAAUUGUUAUGGUCUUUCCUGAUAAGCUUUCUAUGAUUUUCACCUCAAGCAUUCCUGUCAUUAAAAUGGUGGGUGGAUUUGCUUUCUUGUUAGCAACCACAAUCCUCUGUAAUUGUGUUCAACCAGUUCUUUCAGGCGUAGCAGUUGGAUCCGGUUGGCAGGCACUUGUGGCAUAUGUCAACUUAGGCAGCUACUAUUUAGUAGGAGUGCCCCUUGGUAUCUUUUUUGGAUGGUCACUAAACUUUGGAUUAACGGGCUUAUGGUACGGUAUGAUCAUGGGGACAGUAGUUCAAACCUUGAUUUUAGGGAUUAUGACCAUCAGAUGUCAAUGGACCAUAUAAAGAGGCAUAGUGAAAACUUGUUGUCUGCUUAUGUUGGAAGAUAUCUAUGCUAUGUGUUGUUGUAUAAUAACUUUGUUCCAGUUUGUUUUUUUCUCCCCAUUUAAUCAUCGGUAUCCGAAACUCACUUGAGCACUCCCUCCAAUUGCUUAUGUGCUUGGCAAUGGGAGCUUGCAGAGACAGAAACUGAUGAGGUCUCAUUAGAUGGAGUGCUUCUUUUUACCCCUCUAUUUUUUGGUGUUUUGGCAUUAGGAGAGCAGAGGGGAGGGGAGGGGAGAGGUGAUUAGACAAAAAAUGACAAGCUUACCGAGGAAAUGAGUCUUAUACGAGGAUAUGGAUCGUUCUUGAUACUAAUAUUCUUUACUGUAUUUUCUUUUCCUACUUGUUUGAUAUGCUUUACUUGAUA
Messenger RNA from Solanum verrucosum, 1947 nucleotides. Its product is annotated as protein DETOXIFICATION 27-like. The coding region runs from base 78 to 1544 and encodes 488 amino acids. Gene Ontology annotation, biological process: xenobiotic detoxification by transmembrane export across the plasma membrane. NCBI's taxonomy places the organism in Eukaryota, Viridiplantae, Streptophyta, Magnoliopsida, Solanales, Solanaceae. Gene Ontology annotation, cellular component: membrane. The record is from RefSeq and is a predicted model, not a curated record. The transcript has 8 exons. Gene Ontology annotation, molecular function: antiporter activity; xenobiotic transmembrane transporter activity.